Molecule: messenger RNA, 1785 nt
Organism: Ogataea parapolymorpha DL-1
Lineage: Eukaryota; Fungi; Ascomycota; Pichiomycetes; Pichiales; Pichiaceae
Product: Translation initiation factor IF-2, mitochondrial
Exons: 1
Coding region: 1-1785 (594 amino acids)
Biological process (GO): translational initiation
Molecular function (GO): GTPase activity; translation initiation factor activity; GTP binding
Source: RefSeq, a predicted model, not a curated record
AUGAAAGAUCUAGGAUUUGAAAACAUGACCAACGACUAUAUUCUCGAUUCUGAGACUGCAGCCCUCAUUGCAGACGAGUACGGGUUUGACGUUAAUACAAAUGAUGAUACUGGUGCGGAUCUGUUUCCCUCGCCUGAGCCGACUGACCCCAAGCUACUAAAACCUAGAGCUCCUAUUGUUACCAUCAUGGGCCACGUUGACCAUGGUAAAACCACGGUUCUUGAUUAUUUGAGAAAGUCAUCUAUUGUCAAAGGUGAACAUGGUGGAAUCACACAACAUAUAGGUGCUUUUGUUGUGAAGACGCCAGUGUCUAAGAAAACGAUAACUUUUCUGGAUACACCAGGACAUGCAGCUUUUCUAAAUAUGCGAGAGCGUGGGGCUAACAUAACUGAUGUUGUAGUUUUGGUUGUGGCUGCUGAAGACUCUGUGAUGCCGCAAACAAAGGAAGCUAUUCGGCAUGCAAGAAAUGCAGGUGUGCCAAUGGUUGUUGCAAUAAAUAAAUGCGAUAAAGAAGAGGCAAAUCCGGACAAAGUUGUUGCAGAUCUCUCAGCAAAUGGCGUGGAGGUUGAAGAUUAUGGUGGAGACGUUCCAACAGUUAGAAUCUCUGCCAAGACAGGAAUGGGUAUGGAAGAACUUGAAGAAACCAUCGUGGCUGUUGCCGAGUUGCAGGAUAUAAAAACUCAGGAAGACAAAGUUCCAGUUGAGGGGUGGGUUUUGGAGUCGCAGGUUAAGAAAGGCUUGGGAAAUGUGGCUACCUUUUUGGUUAUUAAAGGUAAACUGAAACCAGGAGCUGUUUUGGUUGCUGGACAGACCUGGUGUAAAGUUAGAGCCAUGAAGGACGAGUUUGGUAAACCAGUAAAGGUUGCUGGGCCUUCCACUCCAGUUGAAAUAUCCGGCUGGAAAGACAUUCCAGAUGCUGGAGAAAUGGCCCUCGAGGCAUCCAGCGAAGCUUUGGCUAAAAAAGUGAUUUCGAAUAGAGAGAAACGAAAGCUUCUGUUAGAAGAAGCGUCUCAAAUUGAGCAAAUGAAUAAGCAAAUGCUGGAGAAAAUGGAAGCAUCUCGUCGUGAGGAGAAAAUCCAAGAGUACCAGCUUGAAGGUCUUACGAUGGAUGAGAUUAGAGAAUUGGAACCAGAACUGUUUGACGAUGAAGAAACAAAGUUACUAGAAGUUCCGUUCAUCAUAAAGGCAGACGUUAGUGGCUCUGCUGAAGCUAUAUCUCAAAGCAUUUCGGGACUUGGUAAUGAUGAGGUGCAGUCGACUGUUUUAUAUGAAGAAGUGGGACCUCCAACAGAAAGUGAUAUUGAGCGUGCGAAACUGUCUAAUGCCCAGAUUCUGGCAUUCAAUGUCAAGGUUCCUAAAGACAUUAUCAAUCUUGCAUCUCUCAAUGGUGUUGAGAUCAAAGAGUUCAAAGUCAUCUAUCAUUUAAUCGAAGACGUUAUGGGAUAUUUGACCUCAAAGUUGCCAAAGAAAUAUGAAACAAAAAUACACUCCAGUGCAUCAGUCAAGCAGAUCUUCGAGAUCAGUUUAAGGAAUAAGUCUAAGAUGAAAAUUGCCGGAUGUCGUGUCGUCAAUGGAACUUUCAAACGGAGCGCAACUGUGCGCUUGAUAAGAAAUGGUAAGGAAAUAUACAGAGGAAGAGUUAGACAACUGAAACACGAAAAGGAAGAUGUCAGUGAAGUCACUAAUGGUGUCGAGUGUGGUGUUGCUCUAGACGGAAACGUAGAAUUGCAAGUUGGAGAUGUGAUCGAAGCCAUCGAGGAGAUAGAAAUACAGAGACAUUUGUAA